AUCAGUCCGGCAAAAUAGCGGUGAUUUAAUUUAUUGAACAUGGCGCUCCGCCGUCUAUUACUUGCCCAAUAAUAAUAAACUAUCAAUUUCCAACAUAUUUCAGUGUUUUGUGCAUCUUUGUAACGUUAGAAACUAAUGUUUGUAUCAUGACUCCCGAAAGUUCAGACAAUGAUUGCAGUGCCUUAAACGGUGACAAACCGAAAAAGAAAAAAAUGCUUACUAGGGAAUUUGUGAUCAGCAUCUUAAAUAGGAUUGGCCUUAUUUUCCUGGGAUACAUAGUUGCCUAUAUGCAAUGGUCCCUAAUAUUGCCUUUAGUAACUGUGGGAACACUGGUGUGGCUUGAGAACAAAACCAAUAACACCAGCGCCAAAAUUAAGUCCAAAAGUAUAGCCAGUACUUUAGGCAAAGAAGAACUAGUACACUUGUUAAACAACAAACUCCCAUCAUGGGUAACAUUUCCAGACAGGGAAAGGGCGGAAUGGGUGAACGAAUUUAUACUCACAAUGUGGCCCAACAUUUCCAACUUCAUAAUCAAAAAGUUCAGAACGAAACUGCAGAACAGUAUCAGGAAAAAAAUCGACUCGUUCAGAUUUGAGGAAAUUGAUUUUGGAGAAAUUCCUCCAAAAAUUGACGGGGUCAAAAUAUACACUAAAAGGAAAGAUUGUAUCAUCAUAGACUUUGAUAUUUUCUAUGACGGAGACUGUGACAUACACUUCGGAAUGUCCGGCAAAGAACUGGGCAGAAUCAGGAACUUCCAGUUGGGAGCAGAAGUCAGGAUUAUUCUCAAGCCACUCCUGGUGAAGAUGCCUUUAGUUGGAGGGAUGCAAAUAUUUUUCUUGAACGAUCCCGACAUAAAUUUUGAAAUCGUCGGCUUCUCUAAACUUCCUGGUCUUAAUUAUGUGGUACGUCAGGCAAUUGAGAAGAGAAUCAGGAAGAAGAUUGUAUUCCCCAAUAACAUUACCAAGAAGUUCUCCAAAACCAUCGAAGCCUCAGAGCUGAGAUCUUUGGAACCAGAAGGUAUUUUAAGGGUACAUGUGUUUGAAGCCAGAGACCUAGAAAAGAAGGACAAACUAGGCAAAUCCGACCCUUACGUAAUAUUAUCAGUGGGGGCACAACAAUUCCAAACCCCCACCAUCAAGAAGACUCUAAACCCUAAAUGGGACUACUGGUGUGAAUUUAUAAUUUUAGACCCCUUAGCUAAUAUUUUAAACUUCUACGUCUGGGAUGAGGACGACCUGAAUGAAGACGACUUCUUGGGAGGUGGAGGCACAGAAAUACAUUCCGUCUUAAAAAAGGACCACAACGACAAAUGGUUUAAACUGGAGAAGGCCAAACAUGGCGAAAUCCAUCUAAGAUUUACAUGGUUGGGCUUAUCCACAGUUUAUGGUGACCUUCACGCGAUGAGAAAGGAAACGGAGUUGUUGAAGGUAACCAAUUUGGCACAAUCACUUUUAACUUUCUACGUAGAUUCAGCAAGAAACCUACCCAAAUCCAAGACAUUCACCAAACCACACGGCUACUUCAAAGUGAUUUUGAACGAUAAAGUUGUCUACAAAAGCAAGUCUAAGAGCCACAACUCUGAUCCCUUUUGGGAGGAGGGAACCUCUGUGUUGGUCCAUGAUCCGGAAAAAGAGAACGUCCUCAUUGAGGUCUGGGAUAAACGGUCUGAGUCUAAACUGGGCUUCUUUGAGUAUUCUUUGACUAACUUAACACAUCAGCCUAACAUGCACAUUAGCAAAGAAGUAUUUCCUCUAGUUGUAGAUGACCCAGACAGUUCGGAGACCCAAAUAGUUCUAUCACUGCAAUUAAGAAUUCUAACCAACGCUUUAUUUGAGGGAGACCUCGAAAGUGACUCAGAUUCUGACGACGACAUUAAACCACCAUCACAACACUCAUGUUCACCAACUGAGUCGUCGUUAUUUGAAAAAAUCAGCACAGAUUCUUCAGUGAGUGAUUCAUCCAAGCCCAUGACGAUUGAGGAAACAUUAUCUUCUACUUCGUUAAGUAGAGUUGCCACAACGCCUUCACCUCCAAACAAAGUUAAGAGGAUACUCAGCAUGAGCACACCUAAAACCAUGAGGAGGUCUUUGAGUAAAAAAAUUCCGUGUAAUUAUGGCCGAAUUGAAUUGACUUUGGACUAUAAUAUGCAGAGGCAGAGGCUCGUGGUGAAGGUCCAUCAGAUUGAAAACUUGACUUUGACGGACCCUGAAGACCUACCAGAUCCUUACGUUAAAUUAAAACUGUCUGUUCCAGGACAAAGUCAAAUUAAAAAUAAAACAAAAGUGAUAAUUAACUGUUGUAAUCCAACUUACGAAGAAGCUUUCGAUUAUAUUGUGCCGGAACGUGAUGUUGCCGGAUGUAAACUAGUCAUAACUGUGAAAACCAAAAAAUGGUUUAACAGUCCUGUUUUGGGACAGACUGCAAUUAACCUGAAUGGAUACUUAGAGAAAACACCCAAUAACUUUUGGCUUGAUUUUGGACCAGAAGAAGAAUCAGAUUAGUGUUAUUUAUAUAUUGUUUAAGCUGCAUAUAUAUUUUAAUCAUGUUUGUGCUUUGUUGUUUUUUUAUCCGGUGUUUUAUACAUUUUAUUUAUAAACAAUAUUAAUAAAAUUGUUCACUCUU
Molecule: messenger RNA, 2622 nt
Organism: Aethina tumida (small hive beetle)
Lineage: Eukaryota; Metazoa; Arthropoda; Insecta; Coleoptera; Nitidulidae
Product: extended synaptotagmin-2
Exons: 16
Coding region: 147-2501 (784 amino acids)
Molecular function (GO): lipid binding
Source: RefSeq, a predicted model, not a curated record